CGCAAAACCGGUUACGGCCUUUAUCCCUCACCAAGACUCACGCCCUACGUCACGCUCUGAAUAUGCGCAGAUCCCACUUCGCCACUACUUAAGCAGUGAAGCGCAUGCGCCUUAGUCCGUUAGCGUUUCCGCGCUGGCGUCAUAACCGCGCUCAAAUCCAGCGCAUAGUGUGCGACGCCCGCGCGACGAUUGGCUCCGGCGCAGGCGCAGGCGCAGGCGCAGCGUCCGGCGCCCCUUCCUGGCGCGGGCGUCCUUGUCUAGCUCAAGCCCCCAGCUCCCUCAACCUCCGGGUUACUAGGAGUUCGGGUGGGGCCAGACAGCGGUCAGUGACAACGACUGCGGAGGUCGGCACUGCUAGGGUGAUGGCCAUGUCGGACAGUGGGGCGAGCCGCCUGCGGCGACAGCUGGAAUCGGGGGGCUUCGAGGCGCGUCUGUACGUGAAGCAGCUAUCGCAGCAGUCGGACGGGGACCGCGACCUGCAAGAACACCGGCAGCGCGUGCAGGCGCUGGCGGAGGAGACGGCGCAGAACCUAAAGCGCAACGUCUACCAGAACUACCGGCAGUUCAUCGAGACGGCGCGGGAGAUCUCCUACCUGGAGAGCGAAAUGUACCAGCUUAGCCACCUGCUGACUGAGCAGAAGAGUAGCCUAGAGAGCAUCCCACUGGGCGCGGGUACCCGGGACCGCCGACGUGGUCAGGCCGGCUUCCUUCCCGGACCAGUGGGAACCCCGCGCGACAGCCCCAGUGCUGGCGAGGAGGGCAAGCAGCGUACGCUGACCACGCUCCUAGAAAAGGUGGAGGGCUGCAGGCAUCUGCUGGAGACGCCCGGGCAGUACCUGGUGUACAACGGGGACCUGGUGGAGUACGAGGCAGACCACAUGGCGCAGCUGCAGCGUGUGCACGGCUUCCUCAUGAAUGACUGUCUGCUGGUGGCUACCUGGCUGCCCCAGCGACGGGGCAUGUACCGCUACAACGCGCUGUACCAACUGGAUGGCUUGGCUGUGGUCAAUGUCAAGGACAACCCGCCCAUGAAGGACAUGUUCAAGUUACUCAUGUUCCCUGAAAGCCGAAUUUUUCAGGCAGAAAAUGCCAAGAUCAAACGGGAGUGGCUGGAAGUGCUGGAGGAAACCAAGAGGGCCCUUAGCGAGAAGAAGAGGAGGGAGCAGGAGGAGGCAGCGGCCCCGCGAGGGCCCCCACAAGUAACUGCCAAGGCCAGCAACCCAUUUGAGGAUGACGACGACGAAGAGCCAGCUACUCCUGAGGUAGAGGAAGAGAAGGUGGACCUCUCAGUGGAGUGGAUCCAGGAGCUGCCGGAAGACCUGGAUGUCUGUAUUGCACAGAGGGACUUUGAGGGAGCUGUUGAUCUUCUGGACAAACUGAACCACUACUUAGAAGGCAAGACCGGCUCACCUCCUGUGAAGGAACUCAGGGCCAAAGUGGAUGAGCGUGUAAGGCAGCUUACUGAAGUUCUUGUGUUUGAACUCUCCCCAGAUCGUUCUCUGAGAGGUGGCCCCAAGGCCACUCGCAGGGCAGUUUCUCAGCUAAUCCGGCUAGGCCAGUGCACAAAAGCCUGCGAACUGUUUUUGAGAAACCGGGCAGCAGCUGUGCACACUGCAAUACGGCAGCUCCGCAUUGAAGGAGCCACUCUUCUCUACAUUCACAAGCUCUGCCAUGUCUUCUUCACCAGCUUGCUGGAGACUGCAAGGGAAUUCGAGACAGAUUUUGCAGGCACAGAUAGUGGCUGCUACUCUGCUUUUGUGGUCUGGGCAAGGUCAGCCAUGGGCAUGUUUGUGGAUGCUUUCAGCAAGCAAGUGUUUGACAGCAAGGAGAGCCUCUCUACAGCAGCAGAGUGUGUGAAGGUGGCCAAGGAGCACUGCCAGCAGCUGGGGGAAAUUGGGCUGGACCUCACCUUCAUCAUCCAUGCUCUGCUGGUGAAAGAUAUCCAGGGGGCCUUGCACAGCUACAAGGAGAUCAUCAUUGAAGCCACCAAACACCGCAACUCGGAAGAGAUGUGGAGGCGGAUGAACCUGAUGACUCCUGAGGCCCUGAGCAAGCUCAAGGAAGAAAUGAGGAGUUGCAGGGUCAGUAACUUUGAGCAGUACACAGGCGAUGACUGCUGGGUGAACUUGAGCUACACAGUGGUUGCCUUCACCAAGCAGACUAUGGGCUUUCUAGAAGAGGCACUGAAGCUGUAUUUCCCUGAGCUGCACAUGGUGCUCCUAGAGAGCCUGGUGGAAAUCAUCCUGGUUGCUGUUCAGCAUGUGGAUUACAGUCUGCGGUGUGAGCAGGAUCCAGAGAAGAAAGCUUUUAUCAGGCAGAAUGCAUCCUUUCUGUAUGAAACAGUCCUCCCUGUGGUGGAGAAGAGGUUUGAGGAAGGUGUGGGGAAACCUGCCAAGCAGCUCCAGGACCUGAGGAACACGUCCAGACUCAUGCGUGUGAACCCCGAGAGUACAACUUCAGUGGUCUGAUGUUUGGGUUCACUUGUGCAUGCAUACAUAUUGCUUAUGUGUUAUUUGUAUUUAUGUUAUAUUAGCAUAUCCAUGAUAGUUUUGCAUGUCCAUGAUAGUUCAAACAGCUCAAAGAUUUAAAAAUGCCUUAUAAGAAAUGUAAAAUCAAAAGAAAAAAGACAUUAAGUCAAAUAAUGAAAAUACUAGAUUAUUAAAACAUACUAUCUAUGCUUUCCUUUUAAAUUAUGCUAAUUUUUAAUGAACAUGUUGUUACACUGUAGUAUUGAGGUUUAUCUCUGAGUCAAAACAUAUUUUCUCAUGCAGCACCAAGAAAAUUCUAAUAGAUGGGCCGGGAUUUAGCUCAGUGGUUCUGCUGCCUGCCUUGCAAGACCAAGAACCCAAGUUUGAACCCCGGUACCAAAAAAAAAAAAAAUUCUAAUAGUUUAUGUUGUGAAGUUCCCCAGUACGAAAAGUUUAGUUUUCUUAAAAGGUACACUGCCAUCUCAGACCUUAAACUGUAAUUGAACAAUUUGGGAAAAAGGAGUUGGGGAAAUUUGUUUUAGGACAAAUUUUACUAAAUUAUUUCUUGAAACUAGCUGUGUGUGGAUGUCGUAUACUCCCAUCCCUUUUUUUUUUUUUUUUUUUGGGUACCGGGGAUUGAAC
Fukomys damarensis (Damara mole-rat) is the source of this 3110-nucleotide messenger RNA. It is a transcript of the gene Exoc8, whose product is annotated as exocyst complex component 8. The record is from RefSeq and is a predicted model, not a curated record. Gene Ontology annotation, cellular component: exocyst. Lineage: Eukaryota; Metazoa; Chordata; Mammalia; Rodentia; Bathyergidae. Gene Ontology annotation, biological process: Golgi to plasma membrane transport; intracellular protein localization; exocytosis.